AUGAAUUAUAAAUUUGUGCUCUUGAUUCUUGCACAGAUAACAUUAAGCUUACAGUUACAACUACCAUUCCAUAUUGGAGGUUCAUUGCCAGAAGCUUCCCAUUCUGUGCAUUACUCCUCUAUUGAUACAAAGGAUCAUCCUAUUGACUUGACUCAAUAUAAAAACACUUACGUGGUUAGAAUAGAUUAUUCCAAGAAUGGUGAGUUGGAGAAGUAUCUAAAAUCAAAACCAAGUAAUGAGUCCUGCGACUCUAUAAAUUUCAAACGUUGGGGCAAAAACAUUGCCCAAAAGACUAUUGAUAUUCAAAUUGACGAUGAAAAUAUGGUUAAAUUGAUCCAAAAAUUCAAAAGUGAUUUAAAAUUAGAAUUUUUGAUUGAUGAUUUACCACAGAAGAUUUUUGAAACCUAUCCACAAGUUUCGAUCCAAUCUGAAGAUGUGAUUACCAAUUCUGAGUUGUUUUUCCAAGAUUAUCGUUCAUUGGAUACAAUUAAUGCUUGGUUAGAGUUGUUGCAGUCAACUUAUCCAGAUAUUUUAAGUCUUGAGGAUAUUGGAGAGACAUUUGAACAUCGUAAAAUGAAAGUUCUUCAUUUUACUGUUCCACAUGAACAUUCAGAUGGCGAGGGACAUGGGGAUAGAAGAACAGUUGUUAUUACUGGUGGGGUACAUUCCCGUGAAUGGAUUUCAAUUUCCUCUACAUUAUAUGCUAUAUAUGAAUUAAUUGAAUUGUACAAAGUUGACUCACAAUCAAGAAUUUUUUCAGAGUUGGAUUUUUUGUUCAUUCCAGUUUAUAAUCCAGACGGUUAUCAAUAUACCUGGACAACUGAUAGAUUAUGGAGAAAGAAUCGUCAAGAAACCAUCAAACCACAUUGUUUUGGUAUUGAUAUUGAUCAUUCCUUUAAUUAUCACUGGACAAGAUCAAGCGAUUGGGCAUGUGGUGAAGAAUACAGUGGUGAACAUCCUUUUGAAGCCAUGGAAUCUAGAAUCUGGAGUGAAUAUUUGAAUUCCACAAAUGCAGACCAUAAGAUUUGGGGAUUCAUUGAUUUGCAUUCUUAUGCUGAAGAAAUUUUGUAUCCAUAUGCUUUUUCUUGUGAAGAUAGACCAAGGGACGAAGAGAAUUUGAUUGAAGUUGCUUAUGGUUUAGCCAAGGCAAUCAGAUUACUGACAGGUAGAAUUUAUCAAGUUUUUGCUGCUUGUUUAGACAGAGAUGCUGACUUGUUACCAGAUUUAGGAGCAGGGACCAUUUUAGAUUAUAUGUACCAUAACAGGGCAGAUUUUGCAUACCAAUUGAAGUUGAGAGAUACUGGUAAUCACGGCUUCUUACUUCCAGCCAAGCAAAUUAUCCCGGUUGGUAAAGAAGUUGUUGCUUCUCUUAAAUAUUUAUUUCACUUCUUGGUUGACACUGAUUAG
Molecule: messenger RNA, 1407 nt
Organism: Candida tropicalis MYA-3404
Lineage: Eukaryota; Fungi; Ascomycota; Pichiomycetes; Serinales; Debaryomycetaceae
Gene: ECM14
Product: putative metallocarboxypeptidase
Exons: 1
Coding region: 1-1407 (468 amino acids)
Biological process (GO): proteolysis
Molecular function (GO): zinc ion binding; metallocarboxypeptidase activity
Source: RefSeq, a predicted model, not a curated record